Fibroporia radiculosa is the source of this 876-nucleotide messenger RNA. RefSeq lists its product as uncharacterized. The record is from RefSeq and is a predicted model, not a curated record. The transcript has 2 exons. The coding region runs from base 1 to 876 and encodes 291 amino acids. NCBI's taxonomy places the organism in Eukaryota, Fungi, Basidiomycota, Agaricomycetes, Polyporales, Fibroporiaceae.
AUGGCUUUCAUCCAGCCUACACACAACAGCUCUGCGUCUGUAAGCAGUGCAGAUAUCUCAUCCACGAUCCUCCAGUCUCAUUGCAAAUCUACCGAUGAGAUUCUGGUCCAAACUCCCCGAAACUGCCAUGACUCAAGUGACAUUCGCCCUUGUCAUCCCACCACGUCCGGGAUUUGUUACAAAUGGCCCAAGUAUUCCCGAGAAACUACCCUGCUUUCUGGAGCUUCUACUCAGGUUGGGGCAGACGGAGACUACCAGAAUGUGCGUUCUGUUCAUCCGCGCCCCAGAUCGGAGACUUUAGCGACGUUGCAACGUCUAGACUACGCUCCUGAACAUGGCCGGCAUCGUAUUGGCCGUAGGCGAAAGGCCCUUUCCUCUGUGGAUUCCUCACAUUGCUGGGUGCGAUACGGACAUAGCUCGCCACCGCCUUCACCACUUGCCUCCAUCAUCUCACUUCCUACCCCAGCGCCCGCCGUCCUGCAUACACCGGAGAACGAGAUGGAGACAUUGGGUUCUUUCGCACCAACUAAUCCCUCUCGUCACAGCCUACGCCUAAUCCUGGCUGCUAGGCUGCCUCUGGCAUUAUCAUCUAUGAGUCGCCCGAGUAGCGAAUCCGGUGUGUCCCGUGCCAACGAUGCGAUAUGCGACACCUCGGCGUGGGAUGGUUCGCCUAUGCCCCCCGGCUCGCAGGUGAUACCUUCUAUCUGUCGCACACCGUCGUCAUACACAGGCUCCGAGUACUUCCCUACUGCGCCAUCUUCCGCCGGACCGCCAACCCCGGCACGCGAACACUCUCCAUCACCCAAGCCUUUGAAUCAGGGACUGCACCCGGUUCUCGAAUCCUUAGAGAACUCGUCCAAGUUCAAAGUCGCUUAG